AUGAUCUUUUGGUUUUCCUCUCGCAGAUCCAGCAUAUGGCAUGAUUAUAGUACUACCUCGCCACCUUCGCCUCUGCUUCAAUUGCUGGAUGAAACCCCUUCACAGCUUGCAGAUGCCAAGACAGAGCAUGCCUUACACAUCCUCCUCUUUAGUGCCUUGUCUAUCCGCAAUCAUUCUGUCGUCCUAAACUCUUUUAUCUCAAAAAUGUGGCAGGUUUUUCGUGCUGUAUCUGUUUCCGGGCUCUGGAUCGAAAAUUCCAGAAAAGUGCUCUUCAGCUCCUUGCCUUCAACUUCUGUUUUACUCUUCUACCUCUCCUUCUGGUCUGGUGAUAUUUUGGCCGAUACGUUUUCUUCUUCAUUGUCUACCUGGCCCUUACUUAAUCUCUUUGCCGCAUGUGAGCUCCAGCCUCAUAAUUUUGACUACACAUUGGCCUUCAUGACUCGUCCUUGUCUACCUCAGAGAAGCUUGACUGUUCAACUUGGUGACCCGAUUAUGCACAGUGGCUCUGAAGUUGAUCCUUCUACACUUUUGUCAUUCUAUGUGCAUAUUGCAAUAUCUACUUACGGUUACUUAAUCGCAAGAUUUAUUGUUGAUAAGAUUUCUAUGUCCGGCACGGCUGCAACGCUAAUACCAAGGACUACACCGCACGGUUGCGCAUGUAACACAUCUUGGCCCUUGCAAUUACAGCAAUGGCGUCCCAUCUUUGGCCCAACCCUGUUGGCACCAGUUCAGGGCAAAGUACCGGCUGUCGUCACUGUUCUGUGGUCAUCGGUUUUAGAGCUACAUUCCGAGCUAAAAAUUCCUAAUCGACAGCCGCAUUAA
This is a messenger RNA of Phycomyces blakesleeanus NRRL 1555(-), 822 nucleotides long. RefSeq lists its product as hypothetical. The record is from RefSeq and is a predicted model, not a curated record. Lineage: Eukaryota; Fungi; Mucoromycota; Mucoromycetes; Mucorales; Phycomycetaceae. The transcript has 7 exons. The coding region runs from base 1 to 822 and encodes 273 amino acids.